AUGUUAAAGAAAAUGACAACUAUAGCAGCAAGCAACAGUUAUGAAUAUAUGGAUAAAGCAUCCAUUGAUAAAGAUCUUUGUUGUGAUUAUUGUAAUAAUCCUUUAAUUGAUCCUGUAUCAACACCAUGUAAACAUACAUUUUGUCGUAUUUGUAUUGAAGAUAAAUUAAAGAAAACCGGUGUUACGGAACGUAUUGUUUUAAAUAUGCUUGAUCGACUUCUUGUUAAAUGUACGAUUUGUAAUACAAUAAAUAUUCCACGUGGUUCUUUUGAAAAACAUAUAACAAAUGUUUGUCCAAAAAUAACAGUUAAUUGUACAGCAGUUGAUCUUAAAUGUCCAUGGAUUGGACCAAAUGAACAAUUAAAAGAACAUAUUUCUAUAUGUAUUUAUGAACAAAUUCGUCCAAUACUUAAGGAAAAUAUUCAAAAUAAUCAUCAAUUAAAAGAACAAAUUCAACAAAUGUCUGAACAAUGUUCAAAAAAUCAUUUAUCAUAUAUUAAAGAAUUACAAGAAACAAAUCAACGUUUAAAUACAAAUAUUGAACAAUUGAAUGAAGUAUUAAAUCAUGAAAAAACAAAAUUAAAAGAUUUACAAAUAGAAUUUCAACAAUUAAAAGAAUUAAUACUACAAGAUAAAACUCAAAUUCAUGAAUUACAAACUGAAAUGCAAUGUGAUAAAAAAGAAAUUAUACGUGUUAAUGAACGUUGUGAUAAACAAGAAAUUCAAAUUAAUCAAUUAAUUGAUAAAAUUAAUGCAAAAGGAGGUGUAUUUGCUUAUCAAAAUCCUCAACUUGAACAAAAUAUAUCAAAAUAUCAAUUACAUACAACAAUUGAUUUAUCUAAACAACAAUUACUUGAUCUUGAUAUGGAAACUAUUAUUAAACGUGCUCUAAUUGAAAAAGAAUGUACAAAACUUGAUUUAGGUUCUAAUUCAAUAACAUCCAAAGGUGCAUCAGUAUUAGCUGAUGCUUUAAAAUAUAAUACAACAUUAGAAGAAUUAGAUUUUCAUAAUAAUCGUAUAUCAGAUCUUGGUGUAUAUUCAUUAGCUAAAGUUUUAUCAGCAAGUGAUUCAAUAUUAAAAGCUCUUGGUCUUGGAUCAAAUGGUAUAACAGAUAAUGGUGCUGAAUAUUUAGCUGAAAUGUUAAAAAUAAAUCGAACAAUAACAUGGUUAGCAUUAGCUGGAAAUCAAAUAGGUGAUUAUGGUGUUAAAUUAUUAGCAAAUACACUUGCAUAUCAAAAUACAAGCUUACUUGUAUUAUCACUUCAUGUUAAUAAAUCAAUUAGUGAUGUAAGUGUUGAUAUAAUUAUUAAUAUGUUACAACAUAAUAAAUCAUUAAAAAAACUUUGGAUACAAGAUUGUAAUAUGUCUGAAGAUGGAAAAUUAAAACUUCGUGAUGCAGCAAAGAUAAAACAAGUAAAAUUUUGA
This is a messenger RNA of Rotaria sordida, 1425 nucleotides long. NCBI's taxonomy places the organism in Eukaryota, Metazoa, Rotifera, Eurotatoria, Philodinida, Philodinidae. The record is from the annotation of a GenBank genome assembly.